AUGUCUUCGUCGUCUUCUUCUUCAUCACAGGAUACUGAAGCAGGCGGAGACGGCGGCGGAGGAAGAGGUGGUGGUGAAGGUCCAUCGUCGUCUCGCCGCCGCUUCGGCAACCGAGUCUGGCCGGAGCCUUUCAUCGAAGCUCUCGCUUCUCAAGUCGCCAUUGAUGCGUCUCGCUCCAUUGACCGCCUAGCUGCCGCACGCGCCCUCUUCAAUGUCUUUCAGGUAUGUUCCACGUGGCUAGCCGUAUCUCGCUCGGACCUCCUAUGGCAGAAUCUCACAUCCAGUAUUUGGAAUCGCCACCACCUCCUCCACGAUACAUGGUGCGACGAGUACAUUUACCGCCACCGCACAGCCCACAACUUCCGGGUAGGACAGUACAUCUACUCAACCCUCCACUUCAUCCCCUCCGAAGACGACGACAACGAUGGCCUCUCCUGCCGCCGCCUCGCUCUCUCCGACAACUUCCUUGCCGCCGGCUUCUCCAAUGGCUCUGUCCGCCUCUUCCACCUGCCCACCAGACUCCACCUCUCCACCUUUCAAUCCCACCAACGCGAUCGUAUCGGCCGCUUCUCUCCCGCAAUCUCCGGGAUCAUCCUCUCCGACACCCAGCUCGUCUUUGCCUCGCUUGACGGGGACAUCCACGUUGCAGCCACCGACGUUGGACCUCCAGCGCGGAGAACCCACUUGGGUAACCAGGUCAAUGAUGGGGUUUUGGUCGACUUUACUGGCUGUGCCCGCUGGUGGGUUGGCCUGUACGCAGGUGUUCCAGGUCGUGCCUUUCACGUGUGGGAUGGUGCGACUGAGGAACUCCUCUUCGUUGGCGGGACGCUGACAGACCAGGAGGCGGUAAUGGGUUGGCACCUACUCACUGAGCUGACGGUGUUAAUAGGCCGAAUCAGAAUCACGGGUCAGGAAUCGGCGGUGGCAUGUACGAGUCCUAGGGUUAUUGUAUUUGACCUAGCAAACCAAGGCAUCGUGUUUGGGGAGGAAGAGUUUCAGACAGGGUUAAUUGUGGGCUCGGUUGACGCUAACAACGACGCAUUCAUUGUUGUCGACAGUCGUGGUGUGGCUAGUGUGCGCCGGGCUGGUACUCUGGAGGAGGUGUGUAGGUUUACGGUGAGGGGCGCCUCUCAGAGGAGUGUUCUGGGGUGUAUGAACGGUGGAUACGCACUAAUGUGCGCCGGGGGCGUAAUAAAUGUGUGGGAGGUAGAGCAGCAGGGACAGCACCUAUACAGAUUUAACGAGAGAAUAGGUGAAGCAAAUGCUCUGAUUGCUGAUGAUAGAUACGUGGCAGCUUGUUCCAGUGAUGCAACCAUACACUUAUGGGACUUUGGAGCACAAUAG
This is a messenger RNA of Cornus florida, 1344 nucleotides long. RefSeq names its product transcriptional regulator STERILE APETALA. Lineage: Eukaryota; Viridiplantae; Streptophyta; Magnoliopsida; Cornales; Cornaceae. The record is from RefSeq and is a predicted model, not a curated record. The transcript is spliced from 3 exons. Gene Ontology annotation, molecular function: protein binding. The coding region runs from base 1 to 1344 and encodes 447 amino acids. Gene Ontology annotation, cellular component: preribosome, large subunit precursor.